GGGACGUCAGAGGACAGCGGCAGACGGGACACCGUGAUCUUUUAUGCCAACGUCACCAGCCUGACGGACAAAGCAUGGAAAUUCAUUGCGGCCAAGCCAACAGCGUUUGACCAUUGGGCAAUAGUUGAACCGCACAUUCACAUGGGAUCAGAGCUCAACAAGCUGGCUAAAUAUGCGAAGAAGCUCAACCUUCGCACAGCGGUCAACCCUGUCAGACGCUCGCAGCGGCCUGCCUCGAUAUCCAACGAGCCGAAGGCCAGCGAGGGCGGCGAGGUGUGGUUCAGCCAGAAGCAUCUGGAGUGCGGUGUCUUGGGUGAG
Molecule: messenger RNA, 318 nt
Organism: Prorocentrum cordatum
Lineage: Eukaryota; Dinophyceae; Prorocentrales; Prorocentraceae
Source: the annotation of a GenBank genome assembly